AUGUCGCUGCGCGAGUCCGCGGCGGCGAACGAGGAGGACGGCGGCCGGCUCAUGGACGAGCUCCAGUGGAAGCCCGCCGUGCUCAAGCUCGAGGAGGCGGCGCGCGACCUCGAGUCCUACCACGAGCCCCUCAACAAGAGCCGCCUCGAGGCGAAGAUCGGGCGCUGCUACGUCGAGCUCCGGGACUACGGCGCGGCCCACGGUCGCUUCGAGAAGCAGCUCGAGUGCGCCCUGCAGCACGACGCGACGACGGGCACGGAGCGCGACGAGGGCCGCUGCGUCGCGCACCACAACCUCGGCCACGCGCUCUUCCUCCUCGGCUCGCACGCCAAGGCGCUGGACCAGCUCGACGAGGCGGCGAAUCUCCUCGACGAGCUCGAGAUGCCGGAGCAGAAGGGCCGCACGGCGUCCCUCGCCGGCGUCAUCCACCAGAUGAACAACCGCCUCGAGGCGGCCAUAGCGAAGCACCAGACGGACCACGACGCGUCGCUCAAGCUCGCGCGGCAGAACGAGAACGAGCGGGGCGGCCCCGGGGCCACGGGCGUCAUCCGCGCGCGCCACAACAUCGGCGCGUGCCUCCUGCGCCUCGGGAAGCACGCGCACGCGCGCGAGGAGUUCGACGCGUGCGCCGCGGCGCUCGACGGGCUCCAGGUCGACGAGCUCGAGGCGCUCCACAAGGGCGCCACGAAGAAGUUCGCCCUCGCCAAGGCCUUCUACCACGGCGCCAUCGCGACGGACCUCGAGCUCGACGGCGGGUCCCUGGACCGCCUCGAGCGCGCCGCGAAGCUCGCGCCCGACCGCGCGCGAAACGACCGGCGGCACGGCCCCGUCCGGCGCAACUUCAAAACGCUCGAGCUCGGCCACAUCGACGUGCCCGACCCGCCGAUCACGAUCCAGGAGAACGCGGCGCUCCCGGACGAGCACGCGGCGGCCUGGCCCGGCCGCCCCGAGGACGCCAUCUUGGGGGCGCUGGUCCAGAUCGCGCUCGCGCGCUACGCGCUGCGCCUCGCGAAGCAGUUCGGCAUCGACCGGGGCAGGAAAAGAGGGCGAAAUUCCCAACUUCAAAGGCUCCUAUCUCGGCCGUUUUCCACUCGCAUCGACGGCAAGGACUUCGGGCAGAUCUACGUGCGCCUCGGCAACGCGAACCGCUACGCGCACGUCGCGAAGCGCAAGUUGGACGUCAUCGCCAACACGACCGUGACGCUCGUGACCCACACCUGCGACGUGACGCGGGGCUACGCGCAGGCCAUCGCGGGCGACCUCAAGGCCGCGGCGAUCUCCUUCGUCGACGGCCUGGGGACGCUCGUCGACGGCGAGAACCGGGGCUCCUUCGGCGCCAUGACCAAGGGCGCCGACGCGACCUUUGGCUGCGACUGCGACGGCCCGCCGGAUCUCGUGCCCUUCACGAACGGCUACGGCGGCGCGGUCCGCGCGGAGGCGCUCGCGACGCUCAAGCACUCCGCGGCGAAGAGCCGCGGCGUCGUCAUCCGCCAGGGCAUCGGCCUCGGCGCGCUCUACGCCUGCGCGGCGCUCCACGCGCCGGACAAGGAGAAGGACAAGAUCGCGCCCGCGAACACGCACGGCCCGAGCGCCAAGGCCGUCCGGUCCGCGUUCGACCUCCUCCAGUCCGCGUGCGAGGUCGGCGACUUGAUGGAGUCGUCCGUGGCCUUCGGGCAGCGGGGCUGCUGCCGCCAGCUCAUGGGGUCGAAGAAGGAGGCCAUCGCGGACUUUGAGCGCCAGUUGAGCCAGGCGCAGUCGCACGAGGGCGCGGCGACCGGCUCCGAGUUCUCCGUCGCGCGGCUCCAGAUGUCGGCGCUCCGCAACAUCGGCGACUGCAACGAGGCCAUCGGCGACGCGGCCAUCGCCCUCAAGUACGCGCGGGCCCACGUGAACAUGGGCGAGCGCGACACGGACCGGACGGUCGUCGCCGACUCCCGGAAGCGGCUCAUCUCCGCGUACGCGCAGCUCGCGAACCAGUACACGGCGGAGGAGGAGGACUUCCUCCAGGUCGAGCAGCAGGAGGUUCUGGACCUGGAGCGCCUGAGGAACCUCCACCCGGACCAGCUCGACCGCUUCGAGGAGUCGCCCUACUGGAUCGCCGCGAACGCGCGGAACCUCGCGCGACUCCAGCUCGAGAAGUACCGCGACGCGGUCAACGUCCACUUCGCCAAGCCCGAGACGCCGACGAACAACCACGGGGGCGCCAGCCCGACGCGCUUCCCCGAGCUCAAGAACCAGGCGUCGAUACCACUUUACGCCGUCGGCUCCCUGGAGAUGGCGCAGGCGGUCGCCGCCUUCGUCUUCCCUCGGCGCGAACGCGAGACCGUGCUGAUCCGGAGCGACUCGAACUGCGGCACGACGGAACCGGUCACGGUGAACGGGAUCGAGACGUCGUACCGAGUUGUGGAACUCUUCCCUGGCAUCUCUUGUUUGACCGUUGGGCGCUUCCGCGCGCGCUUCGUCGUGGACCUCGCGGCCGCGCCGGUGCCGUACGCGGCGAGCGACUUCGCGACGUUGAGCGACGUCGUAUCCUCGGAGAACACGCUGGCGUACAUCGUCCAGGGCGCCCGGAGCCGGAGCCUCGAAGUCCACGACGGCAGCAGCGGCAGCUGCGUCGUCCGCGGGACCGUCUGCAAGUGGGAGGGCCUCGUCCGGACGUUCGCGCAGGCCGCGUCCUCGGAGACCUUCGACUCCAAGGUCGCGGCGCGGCGCGCGUUCCUCGACGGCCGGUCCGCGGACGAGUGGGUCGUGCUCGUGCCGGAGGACCCGCGGCUCAAGAAGCUCUUCACCGAAAACAAGUACGAGGGCUUCCAAGGCCUCUCGGAAUGGCGCGUCUGGGACGAGGCCCGGCGCGCGUACGCGCGGAUCCAGCAGCGCAUCUCGGGCGCCCUCGCGGAGCGGCGGGACCAGAAGCGCGAGCGGAAGGAGCGCGCCAAGUGCGAGCUCCGCGACGAGGAGGACGACGCGAAGCGCCGCGCGUCGACCGUCGACGCGCGAGACCGCGACGCGACGCCGCUCGUGCUCCAGCUCGUCGUGCCCUUCGGCGGCAUGGGCUUCCUCGCGGCGCUCGCGGUCGCGUCGCGCCAGAGCCUGACGCUCGUCGCCGUCGAGGCGCUGGAGCGCGAGCGGCGCGUGCCCUACGGGGACCUGCGCAUGGGCCACGAGAGCUCCUACCAAAAGACGCUCUUCGCGGCGACGGACCCCCCGGAUCUCUGGCGCGAGGCGCGAGACGCGGCCGCCGCGGCGUCGCUCGCCAAGGACGUCUCGACGUUCGGCGCCGCCUUUGCGGAUGAGUUCGGAUCGCAAGUACAGCUCGGCUGGACGCGGUACACGGAGCGCAAGUACGCGGCCCACGCGCGCGUCGUCGCCAAUCCGCCUCCCCCCCGGACGCCCCUGUGGCAGCGCGUCCUCGUGGGUCCGAGCUCGCUCGACCACGGCGAGUCCUGGCAGAAGCGGCUCUACGCGUCCUCGUACCCGCGGCUCGCGCUCGCGACGCCGGUCGGCGAGUGGUGGACGCGCGCCCGCGUGGACGCCCUCGCGACCGCGCUCCACGGGAAGACGACGAGCUUGACCGCCCUCGUGGAUUCAUUCGUCGAAGCGCAAUUCGCGGAUGCGCCGUCGAAGUGCUCGGCCAAGGAGAAGGCCGAGGCAGCGGCCGCCGUCGCCGCGGCGAAGAAGGCCGCGCGCCGGGACGCCAAGUGGGCCGCGAACGCGCUCGUCUCCUGGCGUUCUCGGGCGGCCCUGGGCGGCGAGGAUUGGCGCGUGCCCCACUACGUCGUCAACGACGGCUGCCGCGUCGCCGUCGCGCCCGGCCGCCGCGACCUCACCGUCGAGGGCCGCGUCGACGCGCCGCCGCGGCACCCGUCCGAGCUCGUCCCCAGCGGCCAGACCCUCCUCACGUCCUUCUUCGCGAAGCCCCGGGGCUGAGCGACGGCGUCUGACAUACAGUUAGUCCCUACGCGU
Messenger RNA from Aureococcus anophagefferens, 3963 nucleotides. Its product is annotated as expressed protein. The coding region runs from base 1 to 3927 and encodes 1308 amino acids. The record is from RefSeq and is a predicted model, not a curated record. NCBI's taxonomy places the organism in Eukaryota, Pelagophyceae, Pelagomonadales, Pelagomonadaceae. Gene Ontology annotation, molecular function: protein binding. The transcript is spliced from 7 exons.